GGCAUAGGUUUUGAUAUCAUCUCUGAAAGAAUUCAGGCUUAAAAUGUUUCCAAAUCAAGCAAGAACAUUUAUUUGGGCAUUUAUACUUUUGGGGUAAGGAGUGAUGCAUCCUUCAGGUUUCCUCCUUAAGGGAAGUAGGCAACCCAGCAGGGUGAGAAGAGAGAGAAGUAAGAAGAAAAAAAAACAGAAAAAAACAAAAAAACAGGAGAAUUGGGUGGAGCAAGAAAAUUGGAUAAUUUCGGAGGAAAGUUUGGACAUACUCAAAAAAGUCCAUUUAUUAAUCAACUAUUCUGUGCCAGUAUCUGUACUAAGUCCUGGGAAUCCAAAGAAAGGCAGUCCCCACCAAAAAAAAAAAAAAAAAAAAAAAAAAACCCAAACAAAACAGGAAAAAGGUGCCUCAAAAAUCCAGCUUUCUCUGAUAGUUUGUUCUCUCAGUCUUGCUGUACAAUUGAUCCAAGCUCUUUCUAUUAUCUACCUAUUCUACCAACUUAUCUACCUAUUAGUCUGUCUGUAUUGCUAUCCUCACUUCCUUUCCAUCCUUAGGCUACCUACUACCUACCUACCUAACCAUCUAAUCAUCCAUCCAUCCAUCCAUCCAUCCAUCCCUCCUCACUCCCUUUCUUUUUUUUUAUUUUUUAUUAAAGCUGUUUAUUUUCAAAACAUAUGCAUAGAUAAUUUACAACAUUCACUUUUGCAAAACCUUGUGUUCCAAUUGUUUUUCCUUCCCUUCCCUCUACCCCUUCUCCUAGAUGGCAAGCAAUCCAAUAUGUUAAGCACGUGCAAUUUUUUUAUACAUAUUUCCAAUUAUCAUGGUGCACAACAAAAAUCAGAUCAAGAAGGAAAAAAUCAGAAAGAAAACAAAAUGGAAGUAAACAACAACAAUAAAAAAGGUUGUGAUCCAAACUCAGUUCCCACAGUCAUCUCUCUGGAUGCAGAUGACUCCAAGACCAUUGGAACUGGCUUGAAUCACCUUGCUGUUGAAAGGAGCGAUCAGAAUUGACCCUCUUAAAAUCUUGUUGCUGUGUACAAUGUUCUCUUGGUUCUACUCACUUCACUUAGAAUCAGUUCAUCUAAGUCUCUCCAGACUUCUCUGAAAUCAUCCUGCUGAUUUCUUUUUUUUUGCUGAGGCAAUUGGGGUUAAGUGACUUGCCUAGGGUCACACAGCUAGAAACUAUUAAGUGUCUGAGGCUGGAUUUGAACUCAGCUCCUCCUGACGGCAGGGCCAGCACUCUGUCCACUGCACCAUCUAGCUGCCCCUGCUGAUUGUUUCUUAUAAAACAAUAAUAUUCUAUAACAUUCAUAUCCCAUAACUUAUUCAGCCAUUUUCCAGAGGCCAUCCACUCAGUUUCCAAUUUCUUGCCACUACAAAAAGGGCUGCUACAAACAUUUUUGCACAUGUGAAUACUUUCCCCUUUUUAUGAAUCUUUUUGGGAUACAAACCUAGUAGAGACACUGCGGAAUCAAAGUGUAUACAGUUUGAUAGCCCUUUGAGCAUAGUUCUAAAUUGCUCUCCAGAAUGGUUGGAUCAGUUCACCAACAAUGUAUUAGUGUCCUAGUUUUCCCGCAUCCCCUCCAACAUUCAUCAUUAUAUUUUUCUAUUUUCUUAGACAAUCUGAGAGGUGCCAUACUCUCUUUCCAUCCUUAAAGCCUCUUUCUCUUUAUCCUCAUUCCGCUUACAUUCUUAAAGACUGUCUAUCCAUCCAUCCAUCCAUCCAUCUAUCCUUACUCCCUUUCCAUCCUUAGUAUCCCUGUCUCUGUCUCUUUGUCUCUCUCUGUCUCUCUUUCUCUCCUCCCUCUCCCCUCCUCCCGCCCUCCUCACUUCCUUUCCAUCCUUAAAGCCUAGGGCUCCUCACUGCUCCUUAUCAUUUGCCUCUCCACAAUUACCCUAAUAUCCUGUGCCAAGAUGGCGCUAGCUCACUCAGGUGAUGACCUAGCUUCUAGUUUCCAUCUACCGCCUUCUUCUGGUCAGGUGACCUCGGCGACGGGAUCAUGUGACUAACAUAAUGGCCAGUAUCUAGCCCACCGGCAAUAGCCGGCUUAAGCCUGAGAGAGAUGAAGACUUCCAGGGUUGGCACUAGCCUCCCAGGGGCGGAGGGUCGCUUACUUCUGCUGCUGCUGCUUUCCUUGUUGCUUCUUCUGAGCUGUGCUGGAGCUUCCAGUUUACGAUACUUUGACAACUAUAUUCUGCGCCCAGACCCCAGUUACGUCCUGGAUGAUGUCUCCGGCCUUGGUGGGGUGUUUGACGGCAUCGGCGGGCUAAGCGGCGGCGGGGCAACCUCCCGACUUCUGGUCAAUUAUCCUGAGCCAUAUCGUUCCGAAAUACUGGAUUAUUUAUUUAAGCCAAACUUUGGUGCAUCUUUGCAUAUUCUGAAAGUGGAAAUAGGAGGUGAUGGACAAACAACAGAUGGUACUGAACCCUCUCAUAUGCAUUAUGCAAAUGAUGAGAAUUAUUUCCGGGGCUAUGAAUGGUGGCUAAUGAAGGAAGCUAAGAAGAGGAAUCCCAAUAUUAAACUUAUAGGGUUGCCAUGGUCAUUUCCUGGUUGGAUAGGUCACGGUCAAAACUGGCCCUAUGCCCAGCCCCAAAUUACUGCUUUAUAUGUUGUGUCUUGGAUAUUGGGUGCUAAACAACAUCACAAUUUGGAUAUUGAUUAUAUUGGGAUUUGGAAUGAGAGAACAUUUGACAGUAAAUAUAUAAAGGUAUUAAGAGAAGUGCUUUCUCAGAAUGGCCUGAAAAGAGUGAAGAUCAUAGCCAGUGAUUACCUCUGGCUGCCCAUUUCCGUUGCUAUGCUACAUGAUAAUGAACUUAUGAAAGCUGUCGAUGUUAUUGGGGCUCAUUAUCCUGGAACUCAUACUAUACCUGAAGCACUGAAGACCCAAAAAAUACUUUGGUCUUCAGAAGAUUACAGCACUUUCAAUGAUGAAGUGGGUGGAGGCUGCUGGGCCCGUAUUUUGAAUCAGAACUAUGUGAAUGGCAACAUGACUGCCACAAUUGCUUGGAAUUUGGUGGCUAGUUACUAUCAACAACUACCUUUUGGGAGAGAUGGAUUGAUGACUGCUCAGGAGCCCUGGAGUGGACAUUAUGUUGUAGAUAGUCCUAUCUGGAUUUCAGCUCAUACCACUCAGUUUGCUCAACCAGGAUGGCAAUAUCUAAAAACAGUUGGCCAUUUAGUGAAAGGUGGAAGCUAUGUUGCUCUUACUGAUGGCUUAGGUAACCUCACUGUUAUCAUUGAAACCAUGACUCAUAAGCAUUCAAAAUGCAUAAGGCCACCUCUUCCUUUCUUCCGUGUGUCAGAACAAAUUGCAAAUUUCUCUCUUAGCGGAUCCUUUAAACAAUUAAGAACGUUACAGGUGUGGUAUUCCAAACUAGGGGACAAAACUGGAAAUAACUCUGUCUUAUUCAAACAACUACCUCCUCUAAAGAUUAAUGAUGGUACAAUCACAUUAAAAUUGGGUCUGGAUGAAGUGUAUACUUUAACAACUAUCACUACAGGUCAGAAAGGCAGUUAUCCUAUUCCUCCAGAGUCACAACCAUUUCCAACAAGCUAUAAAGAUGAUUUUAACAUUGCUAAUCCACCUUUUAGUGAAGCUCCGAAUUUUGCUGAUCAGACGGGAGUUUUUGAGUACUUCGCCAAUACCGAGCAAGCCGGGGACCAUGCCUUCACCUUACGCCAAGUGCUCACUCAGCGACCUGUCACGUGGGCUGCUGAUGCAGAUCAGACCGUCAGCGUUAUAGGGGAUUAUAACUGGAAGGAUCUGGUAAUAAGUUGUGAUGUUUACAUAGAGACACCACAUAGUGGUGGUGUAUUCAUUGCUGGAAGAGUAAAUAAAGGUGGGGAAGUCAUCCGAAGUGCUGCAGGAAUUUUCUUCUGGGUUUUUGCAGAUGGGACCUACCAAGUUACAAAUGAUCUUGCUAGACUGUUGAUAUUAAAGAAAGGACAUGCUAAUGUUAGUGCUCGGAAAUGGUACACCCUCACUCUGAAUAUUAAAGACUCUUCUGUUAAUGUUACACUAGAUAAUACACAUCUCUGGGAAGGUGUGCUACCCUUAUAUCCCAAGAAUGGUUGGGCAGCAAUUGGAACACGUAGCUUUGAGUUUGCACAGUUUGACAACUUUCAUAUAGAGGCUACAAAUGUGCAUUCUUGAAACUCAGAUAAUGACUUUUCUCUCAUCCACUCUUCUUUUGAGUUUGGAAUCAAAAUUAAUUCUUUGGGCUUUUUGAGACUGAACACAAUGAAGGAAUUUAUAUUUGCAUAUUUAUACUACUGUAUAUUUUAUUUUUUUCAUACAGUUAUUUUAAUAUUUAAAUAUCACUUCAUGGAAUAUAUGUUGCUUCCUUUUCUUAAUGAUUUUGCCAUUGAGAUCUCACAGUGAUUGUAUUCUGAUAUUGAAAGAAUUGUACCCUUUUAUCUGGUUUGUAAUUAGUUUUAUGAUAUGUGUACUGAAGGAUUUCUCUGUGUUGUAUAAUACUAAUAAACUUAACUUUAAUAACUUGUU
Messenger RNA from Antechinus flavipes (yellow-footed antechinus), 4494 nucleotides. RefSeq names its product galactosylceramidase (gene GALC). Gene Ontology annotation, biological process: galactosylceramide catabolic process. The record is from RefSeq and is a predicted model, not a curated record. Bases 2053 to 4143 code for a protein of 696 amino acids. The transcript is spliced from 17 exons. Gene Ontology annotation, cellular component: lysosome. Gene Ontology annotation, molecular function: galactosylceramidase activity. NCBI's taxonomy places the organism in Eukaryota, Metazoa, Chordata, Mammalia, Dasyuromorphia, Dasyuridae.